Prorocentrum cordatum is the source of this 2402-nucleotide messenger RNA. NCBI's taxonomy places the organism in Eukaryota, Dinophyceae, Prorocentrales, Prorocentraceae. The record is from the annotation of a GenBank genome assembly.
CUUCGAUCUGCGCUGGAACCCCCCGGCGGCGCCGCUCGCGCCGCCCCUGGCGCGCUCCGCGCGCCAGGGAGGAGGGUCCAGUGCCGAUCCAAGGAUCCGCGCGGACCUCCAACAGUUUAUUAUCAUGCAGUUGUUUUGUUCCUCUGGUAUGGGGAUGGUCAUGCGAUCAUGCUGGGCGUGAGCGCCACCGGUGCCCUGAUCCCACUUGCGUUCUUUGCAUCGGUCGUCUACGUGGUCCUCCAGAUGGAGAAGCGCUUGGCGGCUGGGGACGAGCGGUUCCUGAGGUCUUUCCUCUUUCUAUUCUUCCGUUUUCGGACGGGUGCUCACACGUACAUCGCAAUAUUCCUGUUUCGUAAUCUUAUAAUUGCUGUGGUCCCAGCGCUCGGCAGCACCAUGUUUCAGAUCAUGAUCUUGCAGGUCAUCAUGAUUCCGCUUCUGGUCGUGACGGUCUAUUUCAUGCCCUGGAACGCCUUCUUGGCGAAUCUGAUCGACGGCUCCAGCACCAUGCUGCUGAGCCUGAUCGUGACGUUGUUUGCCUUCUACUGCGAGGACGUGGACGCAGAGAUCGUCGCGCAGCUCUGCACCGCCAUUUGCUGCAUCGCCUUUAUUAUCAUCUUCUGCGCUAUUGCUUGGGGCAUGCUCGCGCAAAUCUUGAGGAUGGAGAAGCCCAUGCAGUUCUUCCUUUGCCACCACAAAGACGGCGCCGGCAACUUCACCAGGCUCCUGAAGAUGUCGUUGGACACGAAGUCCAAGAAGGAGAUCGGUGUCGAUUCGGACUACAUUGAUCCGAGCGCCUUGUUUGCCACCGUGGCGUCUGACGUUGACAUGCUCGUCACGGUGUGCUCCAGGCAGAUCGUUUCCCAGCUGUUCUGCGUGGGCGAGAUGACCACCGCAAAGCUGAACAAGGUGCCAGUCUGCAACGUGCUCCUCCCAGAUUUCGCGUAUCCCUCCGAGGACUUCGUCAACAAGUACGAUAUUGAGAUGCCACGCGUCACUCACCUGGCCCGGUACGGUCUGAAUCUGGAAACGGUCAAGGCAUCGUUGCCCAAUCCUGGGCAGGAGUCUGUCAAACUCCCCUCGCACAUCACCAGCGGUACCAUACAGUCCUUGGUCGGGAUGCUCACGCGAGAGCACGCAGCCGUGUCGCUCCAGGACGACAAGGGCACGAUCGACCCAUCCGGGUCCUCCAGCUUCUUCAUCGUCGCAGACAUGGGGGCGCUGGAGUGCGCGUGCGCGGCCCUGGUCCUGCAGCUCCUCCUGGCGCGCGCCGUCCAGGGCAAGGCGGCGGAGGUGCCCCAGCUGCUGCCGCUCGGCGCGGCCCUGCCCAGCUCCGCCGAGAAGGUCUGCCUCGUCCUCAGCAACGGCGUCUUCGCCUCCCCGCACGUGGCCACCGCCCUGAGGCGCGCCGCGGACGCGAACGCCGCCGUCCUGCCCGUCGUCGCCGAGCCGAGCUUCCGCUUCCCGACCAAGGGCUCGCUGCAGCAGCUGGCGGAGGGGGCCCCGGGCGCGCCUGGGGAGUGCACGGGGGCGGAGCUCGCGCGCCUCGUGGCGCGCACCUGCGAGGGGGCCGUCGUGGAGGCGAGCCCGCAGGCCCCCGAGGCAGACCUGCUCGUCCGCGCACAGGCCGUUCUGGCGUGGCUCUCGGAGGCGCGCCUCCUGGCCGUGGAGCCCCGCCCCGACGCCUGGGUGCAGCUCGGCGACCAGCCUGGGCCGGGCGGGCCUGACGAGGGCCCGGAGGACGGCCAGGCCGGCGCCGAGCAGGACGGUGCCGGCGCCGAGGCGUCCCCGCACGUCGCAGUCUGAGGCCGGAGCCGAGCUGCUCGCCCGCGCGGGAGAGCGGCCGCAGGGCUCCAGCCGGAGGAUGGUGGGGCGAUGCGUCGUGGGCCGCUCUCGCUUUGCCCUUUCUAUUUGGCGGCAGAGGUGGAACGAAGACAGCUCGAGAGGAAAGCGAGCACAGAACGAAAGCCGGACACAGUGUUCAGGUCGAGCCCUAAAGCACACCCAUGGCAUAAAGGAAUCGCAGCAUGAGCAAAGCACAUGUCAGAACAGCCUCUGUUUCGGUCGAGCCCCGAGCGGCCGAGCUCCUCGCCCGCGCACGUGCACCGCCGGCAGAGCGGAGGGCACCGCGCUCCCGAGGGGCGCCCCGGGAGGACGAAGAAUGGCGAGUCGAAACCUGUUCUUCCACUGGCGCCGGCCACUGGAUCGGAGCAGCAGUCGAGACGCUCUGCCAGACUGCCUGGGCCUCGGGCGCUGUCGGCGCCACCGGAGCCACAAGAAUGAUCUACUCUUCGCGCUGGCCGAGAUCCUGUUUUUUCAGCAGCGCAGGCUCCAGCCCCAGCGUGCCCGUGCGCACGUGGGGGGAUGGGCCUCCUCCUCGAUCCUCGAUGCUCGAUCCCCCUCGA